Molecule: messenger RNA, 3063 nt
Organism: Temnothorax curvispinosus
Lineage: Eukaryota; Metazoa; Arthropoda; Insecta; Hymenoptera; Formicidae
Product: protein unc-45 homolog B-like
Exons: 5
Coding region: 466-3063 (865 amino acids)
Molecular function (GO): Hsp90 protein binding
Source: RefSeq, a predicted model, not a curated record
UAUACUUGCACGUUGGAGAACUGCUUACGAGAUCUUCAUAAAGGAAGUGGGAGAGAACGAUAAAGUGAUCUGUAGCGCGAUUCGUAUUGUAGGCGAAUCAUGCAAUGAAGACAAUGUUAGUCGAACUAAUUGUAAGUCUGCUAUAAUAAACGCAGUUUUGCCUUGGUGUCUGGAAAUGAUGAACAGCACGUUUACGGAGAGAGUCAACGCAUCUGAAUAUUGUUUACUGAAUGUAUUGAACAGCGGCAUGAAUGAUGAAACUGAUUCAAAACCUGACGAGACUUUGAGCAAGAAGCAUAAGAAAGUAUUGACAAGAUUCUGUCAUGCUUGUUGGGUAAAAUAGGGAAUAAAAUCGCAACAGGCAUUACUAAAGACACAUUAAUAAAAUUUAUUACGCGUAACAUUCAUUAUACUGCGUUAGAUUGGGCAAAACGAUUGGUCGAACUUCGCGGUUUGCAAAAAUUAAUGGAAAUGGCCAGUGAAAUGGUGAAAUUUAAAAACAAAAUCUCAAUCGACAUCACUUCUUCCACGCAAACUCUAAUUAGUAUGUACUUAACAGAAGUGUAUGAAAAGAUGAUAUGCAAUGAUGAUAAGAAAAUAUUUAUCAACGCCAUUGACGAAUUUAUUGGAGAUAAAUUGCCUAAAUUUGACACAGAAUUCAAGGUGCGCAUUGUACUUGCGAUAACAACCUUAAUAUUCAGCCCGUUAGAUGCUCUGGAAGUCGAUUCCAUUGUGGCAGACGUUUUGCCUUGGUGUCUGGAAAUGAUGAACAGCGCAUUUACAAGGAGAAUCGAUGCAUCUCAAUAUUGUUUACAGACUAUAUUGAAAACUUACAGCGGCUUAAACGAUGAACCCGAUUCAAUACCCGACGAGGCUUUGUGCAUGAUGCAUAAAAAAGAAAUUGACAGGAUUCUGUCGUGCUUGUUGGAUAAAAUAGGAAAUGAAACAACAACAGGCAUUGCUAGAGACGCAUUAAUAAAAUUUAUUAUGCGUAACAUUCAUUAUACUGCAUUACACUGGGCCAAACAAUUGCUCGAGUUUAGUGGUUUGGAAAUAUUAAUGGAGGUAGCCUGUCAAUGCCAAAACGAAUAUUGCAAUUCGUUGGAUUAUACGUCUUCCACGCAAACUAUAACCAGCGUGUGUUUAGCAAAAAUCGAUGAAAACUUGGAUGAAAAUGAUAAGGAAGAAUUUUUCGACAUUAUUAAUGAAUUUAUUAGAGAAGAAUUGCAGACGACUGACGUAGGAUGUCAUAUGCGUGCAAUAGUUGCGAUGACAAUCGUAACACUCGGUCCGUUUAAUGUUGCAAACGCAAUUAUUACUGAAAACGGAUUUGAUGAUAUGAUUUUUUAUUUUUUGGGAGAGAAAAGAAAUGACUUAUUGAUUAAAAAAAUGAUUUGCGAAUUUAUUUAUGCCGUUGUAACCAAAUAUGACGAAUUCAACACGUUCAUACGUCGAUGUUUCACUAUAUUGCGGGAUUUGUGUCAUCUUGCCCCGAAUGAUUCUGAGGACCCGGAUGAUUCUGCGGAUCUGGACAAUUCUGAAAACUUGGAUAAUUCUAAGGACCCGGAUGAUUCUGAAAAUCUGGAUAAUUCUAUGAACCUGGUUAAUUCUGAGAGCUCGCAUGAUUCUGAGCACCUGAAAGAUUCAAUUCGGAUUCGAGCUUUUGUGGGUAUUUGUAAGAUGACCAAAUUCAAAGUGUUGGAAGAAGAAUUGCAGGCUGUUCUUAUGUUCGAUAAGAAACAGACAGAUACAUGGCUGAAAGUUUGCAGACGAUUCUUGACCAAUCUUCAGAAAGAUAUGAAAAAAUGGGCCGUUGAAGGUCUGUCGUAUCUCACUUUCGACCUCGGGGUCAAAGAGGAUUUGAUCCGAGACCAACAUGCCGUUCAAGCGAUAAUCGAGUUUGCAAAGGCUGCAGAAAAUCAAUCGGUUCUUUACCAAGUGGACGUAUUAUUGGUGAACUUGUGCACCGCUUAUGACAAUUAUGAUCUCCCACUUGAGAGAGAAAUGUUUGUCAAUUAUUUUGAUCUUGAGAAUCAAAUACUGGCCGAGGACAGCUUCGUGCGAAAAAGACGGCGCGUGUUAGCGAAGGCCGGCGUGACCAGCGCUUUGGUGAGCCUCGCUAAAAUAGGCAGCGAGAAUAGCAAGAAAUUAAUAGCCCGCGUUUUCAACGCGAUAUGCAGUGAACAGGAUUUGAGAAAUAUAGUUGUUCAAGAAGGCGGCACGAAGACAUUAUUGUCGUUAGCGCUGAAUAGCACAAACAUAGGAAAGAUAGAUGCUACACGAGCCCUGGUCUAUCUAGCACUCACGACACUUCCUGAGGUUACAUUUCCCGGUCAGAUAAUCAUGGAGGUUGUACAGCUGAUCCCAAAUCUUUUGAACCCGGAGCGUUCCGUUAAUGAGAGAUGCGAUGCUCUAACAGCUUUGUGCAAUCUAGCUAGUGUCAACGACAGCAUGCGAGAACAUAUUUUCAAGACAGAAUGUGAGAAAAUUGAGCAAUGUAUGCGUGAAGAUAACAACAUGUUGAAACGAACGUACAUACAACUCAUAAACAAUUUGGUAUUAGCCCAUAAAGUUGCCAUUCAAUUUGUUGAGCAGAGAUCUGAUCACCUUUUUGAUCUUAUGAAUUGGUUGGUGAAGGAUGACACAGAUGACCAUACAAAGAAGGCAUUAGCUGGAACGUUAGCAACGCUAACGGCAGCCGGCAAAGAGACUUGCGAAAAAUUACUCGGCUGGGAUCUUUGGCCGACAUUUCUACCUUUUUUACUCAAUGAUCCAAACGAUGAAUUACAACAUAAAGGUACCAAAAUUGCGUUAAAUAUGAUGAAAAAUGCGAAAGACGUCGCUGCAAAACUCAUCAAAACAGAUACAAUAAUAAAACGAGUGAGGGAAUUGAGCGAUAAUGACACCGUGCAAAACAAGGAGUUCAAGGAAUUGGCUUCCCGUGUUUUAGAAGCUGCUGCGGAAACUCAAGAGGGCAAACUCAAGAGAGACAUCGAAAGGAACGGAUCGUGUCAAAGCACUGAUAAUAUAGAACAUUCGAUUAAGAGAAUUAAACGUGAAUAA